AAGACUGGUUAAUUUUUCUAUACAGGCUAGGCGUUAUUGGAAAUUCCGAAUCAUUUUAAUUCGUCUUUGAAAUAUUAACGCCCAAAAUCACCUUAUUUAGAGCCACAGCGACAAGAGAAAUUAUUGUAGACCGCUCGUGAAACAGCUAUGAUUGUAAAAAUGAAUUAAAAAGAGCUCAACAGUUGUUAAUUGGUGAUAAUUUUGUUUAUAUUAAGUAUUUUGUGUGAUAUGGCUAGUGCCAAUCAAGGACACAAUGAAGAAGACAUCAGUAUUAUAAAUCGUUCAUCAGACACAAAUGAUGACGGCUAUGAAGACGAGGCUGACAUUAUAUUCCAAAAUUUUCAAUUAAGGAACACAGCAACAGAUAAUUCUGAAUCGGUGCAAGUUUUUCGUCAGGCGUAUGAUGAAUUGAAAUCCAGAUUUAAUGAACUUUACAUAAAAUCCGAAGGCCAAGCAAAGAAAAUAAAAGAGUUGGAAAAUUCCAACCUUAACACUGGGAUGGAUUUUAGCGAAUCUGAUUCAUUUUUGUUUGUUAGUUCCGAGGGAAGUGGUAAGAAUGCACAUGAUAACAAUGAUACAGACAUUGGUGUGCUGAAAGGUCAAGUGGCUAAUUUACAGCGUAAAUUGAUGGUUGCGGAAUUUGAAGUGAAAACUGUAACUGCAAAAAAAUUUCAACUUGAAGAAAGUUUGAAAUCCGUUAGACAAAUGGCAGAAAAUGAUCAGUCACAGGAACGGGAUACAAUGGAAUAUCUUCAGAGAAAGAUCGAAGAUUAUAAAGAGAGGGUUCGACAGUUGGAAUCCAUUAAAGGUAGUGAUUUGCAACAGGAAAUUAUAAACAUGCGCAACGAGUGUAAAAAGCUGAAGGAAGAAAAUAAUAAGUUAGCAAAUGAAUUAAAACAUUGUAAAAGUGAAAAUACACUUUUAAAACAGAAACUUACUGGUAGAAUCGAAAGUAGUCCGGCUGGAAGUCUGGCACUUAGUAAUGGUACUAUAGCAUCGUUUGGUAUCGGUACAUAUGCAUCAAAUGGCUUGACAAGAGGGAUGACAAAUGAAGUUGAUCAACUUUCAAUGUUGUCGUUGAACUCUUCUCUACCAGCAACAGAUGAACUCAAAAAGUUAAAACAAUAUAUUAAAAGCUUGAAAACAACAAUUGAAAAACAGCAUGCUGCUCUUAAAAAAAUAGAAGAAAAUCCUGCAAUAAGAAAGAUUUUAGAAGAGAGCACAAGUAUGUCACUGGGGAGAAGAAGAAGGGCAAGUAAUUCAAGCUGUAAUGGAGUUGUUGAGUUGGAGGACAGUAACCCUAAUCUGUCAAAUGGUGUAAAUUUAAGGAACAAUGGUGGAACAGGUAGUGAAGAAUCUGUUCGAAGCGCUUUUGAUCCACGACCCAUGUCAUCAUGCCUUCCUGCCUCGCAACAGUUGCAAGUCAAUCUACCAGAAGUAUAUGACAAUGUUCAACAGACCAAAAACCCAGGACAUUUUCCGUUUAAAUCACAGUCGGAAGUAAUUUAUCGACAACAAAGUCAUCAAAGAGAUUUACAACGCAGUCGUUCAGUCGCUGAUAGGCAGUUUACAUUAGAAAGUGCGCCAGGACCAGUUUUUGAGAAAGAAACAACAGGAUUCAUCCAAGUUGAUCGAAAUCGCUAUGGUGAUCAUAGAGCGUCUGGUUCGUCUGUUGAGCCAGGUAGAGUUAAUCCUCCUUUCAGGUCUGAUUCUCCUUUCCAGCCGUCACCAUACCAACCCCCAUCACCGUACCAACCAUCCCCAUACCAGCAACCAGCCCCUUGUCAACCAUUAAUACCUGAAGUAACACAACAGAUUUGUCCUGUAUGUAGCGAAAACUUUACACGUAGAAGUGUCAGUGACUUUCAAAGGCAUGUGUUUAAUUGUGUUGACGCUGAUGAGCAGCCGUCUACGUUAACCACAGAAUCGGAACCAGAUAGAAUAUGUCCAAUGUGUAACGAACGUUUCCCACCAGCGGUUGCACAGAUAAUGGUUGAUAAUCACGUCAACGCUCAUUUCGGAGAAGCCCCCAUUGGUGAUGGUUUUGAAAUUCUUAAUACUGGUAACUAAAUAAAAGAUAUGAAGAAGAUAUGUAUGGUACCGGUAUGGAUUUAGUGAUGUCAUUAAUAACUAUGAUAGAAUCAUGGUGCUAGAUCCUUUGAAUGUAUUGCUGAUUAUAUUUUCUUUUUAUACGCCCACAUUGAAAUGUGGUCGUAUAUUGUCGUCGGUCCGUCCCUCCCUCAGUCUGUGUUUACGCCGAUAUAUAAUCGUUUUGAUUGACUUAGGUUGAUACACAGAGUUUAAGGUCUUGAGAUGAACAAGUAUAUUGAUUUUCAAUGAUUUUUGAUAACUUGAAUAGCUAAAUCCAUGAUAUUAAAUGUUUUGUAUACUAAACUUAGCAUGGGCAGAAAAAAUUCAAAUGAUUUUCUGAUAAUUACUUAAUGAGUUGUUACUCUUAAUCUGAUUUUAGUAUUUUAUAAAUUACCGACAAAAGUAAAAAUAUGCGACAACUCUUGUUGGCUGCCCGAAAGAUUUAGCUGCUGUGGGCGUAUGUUUCAUUGCCUGGCAACCUAUUUUUAAAAUUUAAAAUACAGUUUAGUGGAUCGAAAAAUGAGAGUUUGGAAAAGGCCCUUGAUAUAGCCUACAUUAUACAUAUUGGCCAAACACUGUAAUUAACCAUACACAUGUAUGUUUGAGCUGUGGUGUGCUAUAGUUUUUUGACAGUAAAAUAGGCUGAUAUAAAUUUUCAUAAAAACAUAAAUAUUGCUACAGGUAUAUAAUUAUGAUUAGGUGGUGCUUGCUUUAUCUGUAAUAUAAUGUAGGUACAUGUACACUAUAAACAGCGAUAACUGUGAUAAACUAAAAUGGACUAAAGACUAUAAUUGUUGUAAAUAUGUAUAAAUGUUAAUAUAAUGUCAUACAUAACAAGUUUGGUUUGUGGCUUAUCAUGGUGUUAAAACUUGUGACCUGGAAAUUUGUAUAUUUUGUUAUUACUAUAUCAUAACUGUGUAAUAUAUGUAUGAAAAGGUAAUAUUUUCGUCAACAUUUUGGGAUUGCUGGUGUCAAAUUAGUCUGUGUGCUUCUAGCAUGAGAACAUUGCAUACCAAAGAUCUAACUUUACCAGUUCAUCAUCAAAAUACUCUCCUCAAAAAUAGUGUCAAGAAUAUUUAAACUUUCAUAAGCAAUAUACCAUGCAGUUAUGAGAUGCUAAGUUUUUAGAGAUCUAUAAUACUAGCUAUGAUAAUGAUUAGCAAAUUAUCACACUGUUACUAACGACAUUUCGAGGAGAAAUAUAACCAGCUGAACACCUACAGUUAACCAUGGAUAAAAAUUUAAUGAAUCUGCCUUAUCCCUGUUUCAACUAAGGCAGGAUUUUGAGGGUACUGCAGUAACUGUACCCUCCCAAAAUGUGUCUUUAGAUAUUAGAGUCGAAGAUGCUAACUUAGUAACUGCUACUGGUGUUGGGUUUGGGUAUAUGAGGAACUAGUAGAUCAAACUUGUACCUUGUCAUAAAAUUAUUUACGGAACUACAAUCUAUGAGUAAUAUUUGCAUAUGUACUGUUAAAUUCUGAAAUAUAAUAUAAAUCGCAAUCUACAACACUGUAAUUCAUGUAUAAAGACAGUUUAUAUUUUGUUCAUUCUAUUUUUUUUUUAAAUUGUAUGCUACUUCACUACUAAAUGGAUAAACUUUUUUCCAUUUGAAAUAUUUAUGUUAAGACUUUUAAUGAAAAUGUGUAGUUUUAAAUUCUGUCAGUCAAUUACUCUUUCGGGUUUCCAAAAAUUAUUUGUGAAGUGAUUUUUAAAAAAAACUGAGUAGAGGUUGUGAACAUUUUUAUUGGAUUAUUGGUGUCUACAUAUUUUGUCUUUGAACAUCAUAUGAAUGAAUACAUGCACAAAAUCAACAGUGAUCAUCCAAUUUUGAUGAAAUUUGGCACAGAUGUGUGGCUUUAAUAAAGAAGACCAGUUCUGUUUGAAUCUGGAUAUAACCAGACAUUAUUUAUAGUCUUAAAUAUCUUGUGUACAUGUAACCAUAUAUAAGUUAUGUUAUAUGGGCGAGUUUAUUCUUUAUUAAUAUUGUUAAUGUUAAAGAUACAUUAUGGAAGAUUAGAUAAAGAGCUGGCAUUCCUCACUAUAAUAGUUAAAAACUAGGUAAUAUAAAGGCAAUUUGCUGAAAAUUUCAGUCAAAUUGAUCCACUCUUAACCGAGAUUUUAGCUAAUAUUGAAUUUUUGGCCUAGCCUCGAUCAUCAUGAAUGGAAGUCGAACAGCAAAUCGGAAACUAAUCCAAUAAACAUUGCAGGCUAGCGAUGACAUCAAGAGUUGAUUAUGGUCUGGAUAAGUUAUUUAAUGUCUAAUUAAUAAAUUAGAUGACAUUCAGGCCUAAAGAAAGACCUGCAAUAGGAAGAUUUAGCUCUUGCUUAGUGUAUGUUUAAUAUACAUGCAGCAGAUUAUUUCAGAUUUUUAUAACAAAAAUAUUACUCACGUUUGGUAUUUAUUUCUUCACAUCAAUUUGCUAGAUAUAUUAUUCUUUUACGUUUAAAACAAAUUGUUAUGUUAAUAAAAGUAUAAUAAUGAA
Messenger RNA from Patella vulgata (common limpet), 4574 nucleotides. Its product is annotated as tax1-binding protein 1 homolog. The transcript has 3 exons. The record is from RefSeq and is a predicted model, not a curated record. NCBI's taxonomy places the organism in Eukaryota, Metazoa, Mollusca, Gastropoda, Patellidae. Bases 229 to 2070 code for a protein of 613 amino acids.